This is a messenger RNA of Alternaria alternata, 2671 nucleotides long. RefSeq lists its product as hypothetical. The record is from RefSeq and is a predicted model, not a curated record. Bases 345 to 2438 code for a protein of 697 amino acids. The transcript has 3 exons. Gene Ontology annotation, molecular function: protein binding. Lineage: Eukaryota; Fungi; Ascomycota; Dothideomycetes; Pleosporales; Pleosporaceae.
UUGCAUCAUGGCGCCAUGACGCCUUCUGGCCUUUGUGCUAUGACUUCCACCAUGAGUCGCCGUGUUCAAGGCUUGGCGCAUAUGGCUCGCGUGUGGGGAAGAUGCUUGACCAUAGUGACGCCUGGAACACCUCGAAACACUGCGACUCUAUCAACCCUCGCUCCGACACAUGCAACGCGUGCUAGAAUAGACCACAAAUCACAACUACCGUCCUCCUCUCGCCUGCAAACCCAUCUGCACUGUAUUCCUGCCGGGGCCCCUUGGACUUCUCCGCCUAGACGACUUGUGACGUAGAUUGCUACCGUCCCAGAGACAUGCAGCCUUCUCCGACCUGACCGCAAACUAUGGCCGUCGAUGACUCCCUGAGCAGAGAUACGGAUACCUUUGUGUUGGCUCAGAAGGCUUACUACCCUACCAAGAUCCCUAUCGCACACUAUCAAUUGCGCCAUUUCAUCUCCUGCCCUGAACCCGAUCUCCUCUACUAUGCAAGCGGCGCGGCCGUCUACUGCCUCAAUGCGGCCACACGAACCCAGGCACAUGUCACCACAUUGCCCUGGGAAGCGCGCUGCACUGCUUCCGGCUACGGCUAUGUCUGCGUGGGUGGAGAGGAACAUGGCAACUUCGCCGCCAUCCAGGUGACCGGCUUUCCUCCGACAGACCCGUCCCGUGGCGACGCCUCGUUGCCCCUGGACUUCGAGCACCGCCUGCCUCGACCGCCCCUACUAGGCGCUGCAUCGCGCGUACGUCUCGAGAAGAUCGGAACCGAUAUCGUCAACUCCAUAUCCAUACACAAACUGCCGGGUGAAAGCGAGGGUCAGCAUGACAUCGUCGCAGUUCUUACCAACAAUGACAAGACGGUGCGCGUCUAUUCGUUGACUCAAAAUCUGGAGUUGGCGGUGCUUGAUUUGCCCUUUGCAAUGAACCACGCUGCCAUCUCGCCCGAUGGCCAAAUGUUGGUAGCUGUCGGCGAUGCCCCUAUUGGCUACUUCUUCGAGCGCACAAAGUCACCUAAGCCUGGUAAUAAGGCACCUGAGGGGCAUAUACAAUCAACACCUCCAGCAUGGGAAUUACUGAAGCAAGUGACUCUCUACCGCCCCGCACAUUCGCAUGCAGACGGCUACUUCACUACAGCUUGGUCACCAUCAGGAAGCCUCUGUGCUGUUGGCUCAGAAUGCGGAUACAUUACUGUUUUUGACGUCCAGUUGCUGAAGCUUGUCGAGUAUGGUGAAGAUGCAAUUCUACAGAUGAUAAGUUCCACGAGACCAGACAGCCGAACCGGGCCCGGCGCGGUACGGACGAUGCACUUUUCACCGGCACCAUGGGAUUUCCUCGUUUGGAGCGAAGACCAAGGUAGAGUGUGCAUCGCGGACUUGCGAGCUGGUCUCAAGGUCAAACAAAUCUUGAACCUGGAUCCAAAAGAAGAAGGUCUCGAGACCGUCGAAAUAGCCGACUUUGAUCUCAGUCUUAGCCCAGAAAUGCACGAGCUUCGCAGAGAAGCAGAUUUCAUCCGAGGAUAUCGACGUGCUUUGGAUUCGGAAGGGAACACAGCUGCUAUGAAUGCUGCGAAUGAGUAUUUCCAAGCGGACUCAGAGCGGCAGAGACUUCACCGGCGGCUGGGUGUCGUAGAGUCGGACAACGAUCCACUUGGCUUAACGGCACGCGAAAGACAGGUGCUUAGUGCUUUACGGACCAGUCAUAGACAGCGUGAAGAGAUCCAGGAGGCCCGUGGGCAGGGGAUAACGCCCCGGAGUAUCAACUAUACAACUUCUGAGCAACUCAACACUGUACCGGAGCCCACUGCCCGAGAGGUCGCUGACGCUAUGGCUCGUUUCAUGGCAGAGAGGACUGGGCAGGCGCACUCACGCAACUGGCUCCAAGAGCGCACAACUCCUCAUCGGCGGACUUCAGUCAUUGUUUCAAUAAACGAAGGCACAGUCAAUGCACCUGCUACCCUCACCAAUAUUACUGACACUGCUCUCACGCGUUCGCCAAACACGGUGCCUGCACACGCGCGUCGCGUGAGCAACGAGAUAGUAGCCUCGACAGAUGAAGCAUGGCGUACUGUUGAAGAGGCACUUAGUGCUGAACAACAACGCGCUACGACUCGUGGCACUACUGCACAUGCGGCUGCCACUGACAGCAAUCCCACUGCACCCGAACUCCGCAGCGAGCUUCGUCGUAUCCGUCAAUUGACGCAGGCGCGUGAGCGGCUCCGCAUCACGCGUGCUGGCCAGCCCAUCCUUGAAUCCUAUGAAUUCAGUCUGGGCCUGCGCGGGUCAAGCCGCACGACGCACGAUUCCAGACUAGGCGUACGGACGGCGGGACUGGCCAUGAGCCAGGAUGGACGCACUCUGUAUUGUGCAACGGAGGAAGGCAUUUUCGAAUUCAAGAUGAACCUUCAUAUCAGGAAGUCGUUUCCUGCUGUCAAUCCCCGAUGAUGGACUCUUUCCGGCGUUACAUUGGCUCCAGAAUGGCUUUUUUACUGCGUUCUUGUUUAACGUUCCUGCAUUUCUCAAGGCACUUCCGGGACGGUAUGGCAUUUGGUUCGGCGAAUAGGUUCAGGCGCACAGCGUACUUGAUGGGAAGGAAGGUAAUUUUUUUCUGUAAUGUCAAUUUUGUCCAAGUAGGUAUACCCGCAUAUCAAAUAGUCACGAGCAUCCUGGUAUUUUGG